Molecule: messenger RNA, 3214 nt
Organism: Branchiostoma floridae (Florida lancelet)
Lineage: Eukaryota; Metazoa; Chordata; Leptocardii; Amphioxiformes; Branchiostomatidae
Product: U11/U12 small nuclear ribonucleoprotein 48 kDa protein-like
Exons: 9
Coding region: 153-1193 (346 amino acids)
Cellular component (GO): nucleoplasm; U12-type spliceosomal complex; cytosol
Source: RefSeq, a predicted model, not a curated record
GAAAAUUUUUGGUUUUCAAGUGUGACACGACGCCUUUCUUCUCCGUGUUUUGACUUUAAGUGAUACCUGGGACCUCUUCUGCAUUGGCAGAACGAUAAAGACAAAGCCUUUGCAUAGGAGCUCCCAGAUUUUGUCAGUUGGCGUCCAGAAUCAUGCACAAGUCAGAAAGGCAUGAAAGCAGGGAAGAGCAGCUGGAGGAACUGUCGUGUUACCUGAACAGUAGCAGGGGGAAGCUGAGCGGUGUGCUGAAGCGGUUUGGAUGGACGAACGACAAAAUAUCAUACACUGACAUGGUCGUGUGUCCACUGGAUUCUGCACACUGCGUCCCGCCCUCCAGGCUAACAGAACAUGUGAAGGACUGCAGGCUGGCUAAGGCUGGAUAUGAUGCUGAGGAGAGGGAGAAGAUGAAGGAGAGCUGCCAUUUCUACUACACCAACUCUCAGUCAGUUGUACCAGUCACAGUAGACAGAGACAUUCAGGAGAAGGUUAUCUCUCAGUGUGCUUCUUCAACUUCAACUUGGGCUGGUACAUUGGCUGAUGGGGAACAGGGAAGACUUACGAACAGCCAGAUGAGAAGUUUCACCCAGGCUGUGUCAUCAGCUCCAGCUGAAGAGAGGAGGCUUCCCUUGAAGGAUGAAGAGCUGACCACUGCACAGAGACUAGCCAUGCACAAUUAUGUGGUGCAGCAGGCCAGAGAUACCAGCAACAGACCUGCCUUCUCCACAGAAGACAGCACCCUGACUGCUGACUUGGCAGAGACCGUACAAAAACAAGAGGGAGAGGGCAAAGGUCCGAAGAGUCACUUGGAGAUCCUGGCUGAACUGAGGGACUACAAACGACGGAGACAGUCUUACAGAGCCAAGAAUGUUCACAUCACCAAGAGAUCAGCAACAGAGGUGAUGAGGCAGGUGAUCGAGACUCAGAUGGAAAUGUUGGAACAGAUGAACAGGGGGAGUAAUGACAAUGAAAAGAACAGCUCUGAUACUGACAACAGAUCCGGUGAAAGAACCCACUCCCCUGCUGUCAGAAUGGACUCUCCCAGACAGCGUGACAGCCCCAGACAGCACCACCGCCACCGCAGCUCGCACGAGGACCACCACAGACACAGGGAACAGCGCCACUCCAAACACAAGAAGUCCCGCGAGAGGAGCCACAGCCCCAGUCCCAAUCGGAGGAAGAAACACAGACAUUAGAGCAGAUCUGUGCAGUAUGUAUGGGGUAGGAGGAACUUCUGUACAGGAGGUUUUUCAGCCAUGGCUGUUUUUUUGUCAUGUUUUAGGUGUUUUGUUAGGCUUUCUACUUUGUCUUGUUCUCUUUAUAUCUGCCAACUUGAGCCUCAAGUUGAGACCAAAACAAAUUGAAGUGUGCCCUCUUUAAGUGUCUUCAUGCAAGACUGUUACAAUGAUAGAUUAAGGUGAGACCUGUAAAUAAACUAGCUUUGGGAUGUUUGACUACAAACUGUACUACUACUACUACUAGUAGUUAGUGCAGUAGUAGUGUCUUCAUUCAAGACCUCUGCGAUAAUAGAUUAAGGUAAGACCUGUAAUUGUAUAUAUAAGAUACAUAUACAUUUGUACUAGCUUUGGGAUGGUGUACUACAAAUAAAAGUUAGAGUUAAAAUCAUUCUCACACUAGAUGGUGCAUAGGGUAGCACCAAGCUCUGUUUCAGUAUCCCUUGGGCUGGGCCACAUGUUUGUUCAAUCACUACAUCAUGAGACUAGCCCACUGGUAUUGGUGUGUUUAACUUCUAUACUCUUUCCCAAAUACAAAUGUACUUGUACUGAGUGUUAAGAAGAGAAAGCAUGUACCAUUUAUAAAGUCUUUGCGAUGACUCGGUCAGGGAUCGAACUCACAACCUACCGAAUGCAAGGCGAACUACAAACUGCAGUAAUAGUGCUUUCAUGCAACAAACACCCUCAUGGUGUAGUUUUUACCACAAUCAGUACAAUAUGCCAUUUUGCCAAUCAUUCUUUCUUUAGUGGAUAUCUAAUAACAUUCAUGUAGAAUUAGAAUAGCUUAGCUGUUCUAAGGUUAUUGUGCAGGCCCAGAUAUCAUUGACUUUUAGAUCAUACACACAUAGCAAAAUAAGGUUUUGAACAGCAACACAAGAGAAUACGCCCCUAAAAGCCUACAUUUUUUUAAAUUCUUAAUGUGGGUUACACUUGGCUCUGCCCUUACAUUUUUCAGAUAAAUGUGUUUCUCGUUUUGAGUCAGUUAGUCCUCACUCUUACUGAGUUAACUCUUGAGAUGUUUGUGACCUAAGGAGAAGAGAUACUUCCCAGUCCUACUCAUGCAACCCUUGGCCUGUGGGUCUUGUUACGUGUUGACUAUUGAGUAAGUAGUUCAGUGGCUGGUAGUCUGUGACCUUGUACUGAACAAACUCUUUAGAAGGUAUAAUUGGUACUUCUAUGUUAGUGUGUCAGCAACUGAUUAUGUUCUCAAUCUAUAUUUGUUUCAAUAAGCUACCAAAUGAAAGGACUAUUGAUAUAAAGAAUUUUCAGUUUAUUAGCUUUACAAGUUAUGACGACAAGAUUGUCAUAUAUGUAUCACCACCAUUUGAAUGUAGAACACUUUUGAAUUACCAUUAACUGAAAUUUUAGUAUAGUAAAUACAAAAAAGGUACAAAUGAGUCUAUGCUAAAUGUAUGCAAAACAAAGUUGUCAAUUGUCAUCAUGCUUACAGUGACUUUUAAGUAAUUUUUAUAGACUGAGAUUAAGCGUUGUCUUUUUGACAAUCAUCAUUUAGCAAUUUUUUACACUUGCAUAAAGUUUCAUAAUAUCAUUGAUAUCUGAUUUUCCUUCUGAUUCUGUUAGAUGGAUAUACAGGUGCAGGUAUGUUUUCUACCAAAACAACAACAACAAUAACAACAUAGAUGCAAAUACAUGUACAUUACUUAUUUCAAUCCAUUUCAAAACAAUUAAGAUCAUCAAUACAUUCCAAUUAGAAAACACUUGAGAACACACAUACUUCAUUACUACAGUAGGUACAUGUACAUAUUUAAUUUCAGGCUGGCUGGCAGUGUGAAGUUAUGAUUGUAAUUGUGUAUUUAUCUCUAUUAGUAUAUUAUAUGCAUGAUUGUUUCAUUGUGGUUCAAGUGUUACAUUGCACAUAAAACAGUCAACACAUCAUCACCAAAUUACAAACUGUAUAUAUAUAUAUAAAAUGUACAUAUAAAGAAUGCCUGAAGGAAACAUUCUGAAGUUCUUAGCUACAA